Messenger RNA from Melampsora larici-populina 98AG31, 1311 nucleotides. RefSeq lists its product as uncharacterized. The record is from RefSeq and is a predicted model, not a curated record. The transcript has 3 exons. Lineage: Eukaryota; Fungi; Basidiomycota; Pucciniomycetes; Pucciniales; Melampsoraceae. Bases 1 to 1311 code for a protein of 436 amino acids.
AUGACUUCACCGACUGACGCCUCGGGCAGAACUCCCCUCGAUCCUUCUCAUCAAUCCUCCUUUGCUGCUGAAACUACGAAACUACAUUCGACACUCCCACCUCAAUCACAAUUUUCACACUCGCAUAUCCCUCAUGAUCAAUCUGGAAAUCCAAUUGCCCCUUUAAUUCAGACUUUACACUCGGAUCUUUAUGUUUUUCUUGAGCCUGGCCACGAGUCGAAGUUAUCAAAGAUUACGAAGCUUCUCAUAUAUCGUGUUCUUCUCCAUUUCAACAAGGCCUCAAAAUCUAGAUUGACCCAAAACAAGGGGGUCUUGUAUGAUACUUUCAAAAAGGACCUAUUACCUCAUCUCAUACCGUUUCAACUGCCUUCGCCCCCUACCGCACCAACCCUAGGAUCCGAGAUUCCAGACUUCAAUCCACUAGGCCGAAAGACAACACGAAAGAUGUUACGUGAGGCAAUCCUCAGAAGUGCCCCUGACACCGAAAUACCGUCUGGUGCUAGAACCGAUGGGUUGCAACUGCUGUAUCAGGCUCAUGUCGACAAAGAUCUUGUUAUCCCUGGGCAAACUGACAAAAUCCGCCCGCCACGUGUCGUUAGAUCUCAUGAGGUUGAGAGCCAAGACAUGGAAGAGUUACGAUUUGCACUGCAAGUCCACGCACCUACCGUCUUUGUGCACUCAAUUCCGAUGUCGCACACAGUUCUUGUCAACCUUUACCGCAUGUUCAUCCUUGAGGAGAACAUUCCGUAUGGAAAACUUGUAUUGGCUGCACAUGUUUCAUUGUAUACUGGUUACUUCAAGUGCUCAUCAUGUGGCGUGUUCAAACUUCAUAGUGGAAUUGAAGUCUCGCGGGAAACACGAGAUGCUCAUGCCCUCUUGGACCGUCGCAACCUGGCUCAAUCUCAGCUAAACACCCCUACUCAUGUUUCCUCUCGUAACACAUCCUCACUGAAUCAACGACAAGCUGUGGCUCACGAUGAAGAGUUGAGCACACGGGUGGCACAGUUGAAUAUUGCAAAUUCGCCACCUCCUAUAUCCACGUUCGAACAUCCGCUAGUUUCUCAAUAUCCUCGAUCCGGCAGUAGAUCCCAGGGAGCUAUUCCAGCGCAGCCUCCAACGAGCACACGGCAACCUUCGAGCCACGAAUACAGAGCUGGUGAUACUGGAGUUGUGGACCCUUGCCAUAACUCUUCUCCAGGUUCGCCGCACCACAAUCGCUCGAUAGCAACUGAAAAGACCUGCUCAGCCGCUAUUGCCAUGCGAAAUUCUGGAGUUCAGGAAUACGACUGUGGUCAGUAUUCUGCUGUCUAG